CGGGUGAGCGACGACGCGCGCUUCGAAAAUCACAGUCAAUGGUUUGUGUAUAAAAAAUUAAGAUUGAUCGAAUUUAGUUGACGAAGUGUGGAGAACCUGAACGGAUUUGCUAACUAAGGCGGUGCGCCAAUAUAGAAACGCUCUACAGUAGCAGUAACAGUGGUAAAAAAUAGCCAUCAUGCACCCACAAAAAUCGACACUUCGACUACUUCUUAUCGUCUGUUUAACACAAUGGGUUCGAGCAACAACUAAGGACUAUAUUGAUCUACUCGAAUUGCCUGACAACGAUGAAUUUCUAUGGAGUCGGCACGAUAAUGAAAAUGCAUAUAGCAAAGCGCAUUCACAUUCUAACGAAUAUAACAGUACAGGUGGCGGUAGUGAUUAUUUGAUGCGUCACAUAUUGAAGAAGCGACAAGUGAUUUUCCAACAAAACAAAGAUUACGGCGAAUGUCGCACUGCGUUGGGCGAAGUCGGGCGCUGUCGGCAUCCGCUCUACUGUCGCAUUCCAGAAUUAAAGGAUGAUGUCUGGCGCUUGAUCUCGCAGUUGUGCGUUAUCGAACAAAAUUCGAUCGGCAUAUGUUGCACACAACAUACGGAGUCUCGCUCCAGUCCACAGGUUAUCAGCGACGUAAACAAUAAUGGCUUGGAAGAGGCGCGCAUUGUCAACAAACCCGAACAACGCGGUUGCGGCCUUACCACCAAACAGUUCCCACGCAUCACUGGCGGUCGACCGGCUGAACCCGAUGAAUGGCCUUGGAUGGCUGCUUUGAUACGUCCCGGAUUGCCGUAUGUCUGGUGCGGUGGUGCGCUGGUCACCGAUCGCCAUGUGCUCACUGCGGGCCAUUGCGUGCAUAAAUUCAAAUUGGAAGAUAUAUUUGUGCGCUUGGGCGAGUACAAUACACAGAUGAUUAAUGAGACGCGUGCGCGUGAUUUUCGCAUUGCUAAUAUGGUCAUACAUAUAGAUUACGAUCCGUUGACAUAUGAGAAUGAUAUAGCUUUGCUGCGUCUGGAUCGUGCCACACUAUUUAAUACGUAUAUUUGGCCAGUUUGUAUGCCACCGAUUGGUCAAAGUUGGGAGGGGCAGGUCGGCGUCGUAACCGGUUGGGGUACACAAACCUUCGCCGGUCCACAUUCGGAAAUACUUAUGGAGGUGUUGCUGCCCAUUUGGAAGCUUGCUGAUUGCCGCGGCGCAAUGGUUGAACGCAUACCGGACACUGUGAUGUGUGCUGGCGUGCGCGAAGGCGGCCAAGACUCAUGUCAAGGUGAUAGCGGUGGUCCACUGCUGGUGCAAUUGCCUAAUCGACGCUGGGUCACAGUGGGUAUUGUCUCUUGGGGUGUGCGUUGCGGCGAAGCCAAUCGUCCUGGCAUGUACACUAGCGUUAAUCAUUAUAUGCAUUGGAUACUACAAAACUCAGAUAUUUAAAAAUCAUAGAAUUAUGUAUUAUGUACUUAUAAUAUAUGUUUCACCCUUAAAAAGCCGUUUAUUAAAUAUAAAUUGUUUAAUAUUCGCUAGCUGGUUACGUCGCGAAAAUCAAAUUUCAAGUAAUCCUACAAAAUACAAUAUAUAUAUAUAUAUAUUUUUUUUUAACAAUUACCAAUUGAAAAUUUA
Messenger RNA from Bactrocera oleae (olive fruit fly), 1609 nucleotides. RefSeq names its product trypsin-1. The record is from RefSeq and is a predicted model, not a curated record. Lineage: Eukaryota; Metazoa; Arthropoda; Insecta; Diptera; Tephritidae. Gene Ontology annotation, biological process: proteolysis. Gene Ontology annotation, molecular function: serine-type endopeptidase activity.